GUUUUUUUUUACUGCAUGUUUGAAUGUAUUUAUAUUUUUAUUUCCUCUCUCUCACUUCAUCAGUCUUUCUGCUUGCAUCCUCAUCCAUCUAUUUGCCCAUUCUUCUUUCUUCCCCAUCCAGCCUUACAGUCUUCCUUUUGUCUCUUUACUUUUUUGCCCUUUCUUGUGCUAAUUUAUUCCUAUCCACACAAGGAACGUUUUUUAAUUUUUUCUAAUCUUUGUAGUCCUUUCCUCGGCUAAUCUUGGGCCUUGAUUGCGACUGUUUCCAUCUUCUCUCCACCUCAUCAUGAACAGAGAUCACCCUGACCUUCGCAAACAAAACGGACAGUGGCAAAAUCAACAAUCUUCCUAUCAUCAACAGCAAAGCUCACAACCUCAACGGUCUCUACACCCUUCCCAAAACCGCACCGCUUCUCCUCAACCUACCUCACCUACUAGCCCCAACAUGCACAUUAACACCAACGCUAAACCUGGCGGUGGAGGUGGUCCUGGGUCGCAGCAGCGAUCUAACCCUUCAUCACCUUCUGGAGGAUCAGCUGGAAAUGCUAUGGAGAUUGCUGCCAGACACUAUGAAGCUCUCCAAAAAUAUCUUCUCGCACAUAUUUUAAAAGAAAAACAUGGUGUGAGCGAACAACGUAUCGCCGCAAGAGAAAAGCUGUCAAGGUUAUUGCAGAAUCAGCUUCAGGAUCUUUCAACAGAUGUUUACGAUGAACUGAAGCGGAGAACAGACGAGGUGUUAGUGCCAUUCUUGGCUGUUCGAGAUGACUUUCAUCCAAAACGUAAUCAGGCUCGUCAGAAGUUGGCUACUCUCCCUCAGAACCGAUUCAAGGAUCUUGCCAGUGAUGUCUACGUCCAGUUGGAACGCCAAUUCCCCACUUUGUUGGAGAUGUUUCCUCUUAAAGCAUUGGAAGAGAAAGAAUACCUUUUGCAACAGUCUCAACAGGAGCGCGAGUCAAACGCACCUGCUGUUCAGCAAUCUAGCGUAGUACCUAAUGUGGCGACAUUCACUAUCCAGGACAGUUCGAAUGUGGAAGAGGACGACUCCUAUUAUCGAUCGCCCAGGCAACAAAGCCCAUCCACCCCUAUGGCAUUAGAAGGGAGCGUCAACUUUGCGAGCCUGGACAGUCUUAUGGCGGACAUUGGCCAUAUUGUGAGCAAGGAUGGUUCUGAUGCUUCAAAAAGCUCGAAUGCUAACGCUAACAAGGGAGCAAAGGAUACCUCCAAGGGCUUGGAUUCAAAAGGUUCUUUGAGUGCCGGUGUCAAUGCGGGUUCGCUUCCUUCUGAUGCAACCCAAUUAGAAUAUGAAACCCGGAUUGUAGCUCUUUGCAAAAGGCUUCAACAUCUCGAGAGUGAACUUGGUGACGCAGCUGACCGUCCCGAAGGCUCCCGUCUUGCUCAGGUGGAGCGCCAACUGUCCCAGCAGACAGAGCUUUAUAACGAGCAGACAUCAAAAUUGUCCAAGCUUCAGCUAGACUACAACAAGGUUCUGGGCGACUAUCAUGCUCAGCUUGAGACUGUCGAUAUGAUAAAUCAGGAAGUCAAGUCGCUUGUGAUGGAGACGAAAGGCCUGAAGCAGAAGAACAUGGAUGCCGAAGAAGAGCUACAGCUUGCGUACGACAAGAUCAAGCAGCUUGAAGAUGAAAAUAAUGAUCUUAAAGCGACCAUUGAGGACUUGCAGCGCAACCCAAAAAAGAGUACUCAAGAAGAUGUUAACUACGCUAGCACAAGCGUGUCCAAUAACCCUGCAUCCAAUAGUAACAAUUCAAGAGACAAUAACGCUGCUCGUCCCGAUCAUAAAGCGGAAAACGAUUCCAACAACAAGGAUUGGAAUCAUGACCGACAACAAGCUCGCCUCAGCGUUAUGAUUAACACAAGCUCAGUCGUUCACAAAGAUAGUCUGGAUUCUUUCCGUAAUGCUAUCGAUGAUUUGCUUAUUGCCGCAAGGUCGGAUUCUUCUUCUUCAGUUUUGCUUGGCAUGAAGUCUGUUGUGAUUGCUUGCAAAAACGUGACCGAGGAUGUAGAUGAUUAUGAGCAUGAAAUGGGUCCAGACCAGAGUUUCACGGAACUGAAACAGGAGCUUUCUGCAGGGCUUACACAGUUAAUGACAGCUGCUAAGGCACAUUCUAACGCGUUCAAUGAGGGUGAGGAAGAAUUUGACCGGUCCCUAGGCGAGCUUGAGGCAGCAGCAGAUCAAUUAGAGGCUAUCGUUAUGGAUAUCGUGAGUGUACCUAAGCGCGUUGGUGAUCAGCAAGAGAACGGUAUGAACCGUGAUGUUUAUGACGAGAAACAAGAUAACAGCAACAGAGCUGGUGUAAAUGACAAGCACCCAGGAGGGUCUACUAAUAAGAAUAUUGACAAUGAGGAAGGACCGAUGGAUGCUUUGGAUCUAAAGAUCUACCUCGAGACUCAGACAGCAUCGAUUGUGUCUUCUAUCCAGACAUUGCUCACCUCUCUCCGAUCUAACUCAAGUCCUGAUGACAUUUGUGAAGCCUCUGACACUAUCACUAAAGUGGUUGAUCAAGUUGUUCGUCAGACACGUAUGACCCUUGCCACCCCCGAUGCGAUGUCUGCGCCACAAGCUCAGGAUCUUCAGUCUCAGGGUGAGAUGGUACUGGAGGAUCUUGAGAAUUCCUUAGACCUGCUAAUUGAGAUGAAGGAGCAAAUAGAGCAAGAGCCUGAAUUGGCUCAGUCAGCAUCUACGGAAGCUAAAUCAAUCAAGCAGAAGAUGGCCAGCGCAAGUUUCGAUAUUGCCAAAUACACGAAGGAGUUGGUCAGUCUGAUUGAGGAGUAGGA
Molecule: messenger RNA, 2793 nt
Organism: Lobosporangium transversale
Lineage: Eukaryota; Fungi; Mortierellomycota; Mortierellomycetes; Mortierellales; Mortierellaceae
Exons: 8
Coding region: 287-2791 (834 amino acids)
Cellular component (GO): cell cortex of growing cell tip; actomyosin contractile ring
Molecular function (GO): MAP kinase scaffold activity
Source: RefSeq, a predicted model, not a curated record